Trifolium pratense (red clover) is the source of this 1600-nucleotide messenger RNA. Its product is annotated as ATP phosphoribosyltransferase 2, chloroplastic-like. Gene Ontology annotation, molecular function: magnesium ion binding; ATP phosphoribosyltransferase activity. Gene Ontology annotation, biological process: L-histidine biosynthetic process. The record is from RefSeq and is a predicted model, not a curated record. Bases 120 to 1277 code for a protein of 385 amino acids. The transcript is spliced from 10 exons. Gene Ontology annotation, cellular component: cytoplasm. NCBI's taxonomy places the organism in Eukaryota, Viridiplantae, Streptophyta, Magnoliopsida, Fabales, Fabaceae.
AAAAAAAUGGUAAGAUACGGAAUCCAAAUCUUGUCCACCAAUCCACAGAGGUGCCGGCCGCCGCAUCCGUGAAAUUCACGUCACACACCAAUCCGUGGUGAGUAGCAGUAGCAAUAAUAAUGUUGACGAUUAUGAGCCAAAUUGGUUUCCCUCUUUACGUCAACAACUCUUCUGGGAGGAGGAGCAAUAGUUAUUGCUGCUAUGCCUCCUCCGCUUCAAUUUCCGAUCCUCAAGUUCUUAAUGGGAACACAGUCUCUUCCUCCAGAAAAGAGAUCCGUCUCGGUUUACCUAGCAAAGGUCGUAUGUCUUCUGAUACACUCGAACUUCUCAAGGAUUGUCAAUUGUCAGUUAAGCAGGUUAAUCCCAGACAGUAUGUUGCUCAAAUUCCUCAGAUUUCCAACUUGGAAGUCUGGUUCCAGAGGCCCAAAGACAUUGUAAGGAAAUUGUUAUCUGGAGAUCUUGAUCUCGGUAUCGUCGGACUCGAUAUACUCACUGAAUUUGGCCAGGGCAAUGAAGAUCUUAUUGUUGUCCACGAGGCUUUGGAGUACGGUGAUUGCCGUUUAUCCAUUGCGAUUCCCCAAUAUGGAAUAUUUGAAAAUGUAAAUUCACUAGAGGAGCUAGCAAAAAUGCCUCAAUGGACAGAAGAAAAGCCUCUGCGAGUUGCAACUGGAUUCACCUAUCUGGGUCCUAAAUUUAUGAAAGAUAAUGGCAUUAAGCAUGUGGCAUUUUCAACUGCUGAUGGAGCACUGGAGGCAGCUCCUGCGAUGGGGAUCGCAGAUGCUAUCUUGGACCUUGUAAGUAGUGGAACUACGCUGAAAGAAAAUAACUUGAAGGAAAUUGAAGGUGGAGUUGUUUUGGAAAGUCAGGCUGCUCUUGUUGCAAGCAGGAAAUCAUUGAUCGGACGAAAUGGAGUACUCGAAACCACUCAUGAGAUGCUUGAAAGAUUGGAGGCACAUCUGAGGGCCAUGGGGCAGUUCACUGUUACUGCAAACAUGAGAGGAAGCAGUGCAGAGGAAGUUGCUGAGAGAGUGCUGAGCCAACCAUCAUUAUCUGGGUUGCAGGGACCCACAGUAAGUCCCGUUUUCAACAAGCGCGAUGGAAAGGUAUCAGCAGACUACUAUGCCAUAGUCAUAUGUGUGCCCAAGAAAGCAUUGUACAAGUCUAUACAGCAAUUGAGAGCGAUUGGAGGCAGCGGAGUUCUCAUAUCACCCUUGACCUAUAUUUUUGACGAGGAAACUCCUAGAUGGCGUCAACUUCUUUCUAAACUUGGGCUUUAGUCAUACAUGUGUACCACUUAUGCAGUUGUUUGUUCUUUCUAAACUAUCAAUGCAGAAGGAACUGUAGCAAACUGAAAUCAAAUUUAAUUUCUUGCUCAAUAAGACGAUAAUAGAGGAAAAUCCCACUUCUGCAUCAUUUUAUAUGUUGAAAAUUUUGUAGCAAGCUUGUAGUUUAUGUUCUUCAAUUAAUUCUCUGUAAUGCUAUACUUGGUUAGAUAAGUGGGGAUGGAGGGUUGAAGUUUUAACUUCAACAAUUGUGAGAGUUAAACUAUGGUGUUGUAAUUUUUAACUUUAGUUUAUUUUAUAUUUGCUACUACCACCUA